AUUGGCUUUAACAAAUCUUUGACCCAAGGAAAAAAUCUGUGUCGUCUGUGGCCUGUUCGGGGAGCCGGUGGUUGUGGCGUGGCUCGACCUGGCAACUUUUCUUUUCUAUUGGGAAAAUCUCUCUCUCUCUCUCUCUUGAACGACGCAGAGGAGAGAGAUUGAAGCUGAAGCUGUAGCUUUUCUUUCUCUCUCUCUCCCUCUCCGGAACACACGAUUUUGUGAAGAGAGAGAGAGAGAGAGAGGAAAUUAGGGUUUUGUUUCGAGAAACCGAAAUGAAUGUCAUGCGUCGCCUCAAGAGCUUUGCUUCCGGCCGCUCCUCCGUCUCCGAUCCUGGCGGGGAUUCUAGUCUAAAGAGGGUGAAGGUUGAACAAGAAGUAGAUCAGAAGGUUGCUGGAGAAUCAAAAUCCUUUGAUAGAUGUGCCACUGGCAUUGAGCAAAAUAUGGCCUCCACGUCCAGGGAAACUGCUGCAAGCUCGUCUCAUGUAUCUUCUAUUGUUAAAACUGAAAAAACUGGUUAUGAUCAACUUCCCAAAGAGAUGCAUGAAAUGAAAAUCAGAGACUUGAAAGAUGAUAACUACGACGAUAAAGAUAUGGAAGCCACUAUUAUUAGCGGAAAUGGCACAGAAACAGGUCAGAUAAUUGCCACUACAGUAGGUGGUCGAAAUGGACAACCUAAGCAGACAAUCUCAUACAUGGCGGAGCGUGUAGUUGGCACUGGUUCAUUUGGUGUUGUCUUUCAGGCAAAGUGCCUAGAAACUGGUGAAGCUGUGGCGAUAAAAAAGGUGUUGCAGGAUAAAAGAUACAAGAAUAGAGAACUCCAGAUUAUGCAAGUGUUAGACCAUCCUAAUGUUGUUCAACUAAAGCACCGUUUCUUUUCCACUACCGAAAAGGAUGAGGUUUACCUUAAUCUUGUUUUAGAGUAUGUAUCUGAAACUGUCAACCGAGUUACAAGACACUAUACCAAGAUGAGCCAACAUGUGCCCUUCGUUUAUGUACGACUGUAUACAUACCAGAUCUGCCGUGCUCUUAACUACGUACACAAUGUUGUUGGUGUAUGUCAUCGUGAUAUAAAACCGCAAAAUCUAUUGGUUAAUCCCCACACGCAUCAGCUAAAGUUGUGUGAUUUUGGUAGUGCAAAGAUGUUGGUUCCUGGUGAGCCCAACAUAUCCUAUAUCUGCUCGCGGUACUAUAGGGCUCCGGAACUGAUAUUCGGGGCUACGGAAUACACGACCUCAAUUGAUAUGUGGUCUGUCGGUUGUGUUUUGGCUGAGCUACUUAUAGGCCAGCCUUUGUUUCCAGGCGCAAGUGGGGUUGAUCAACUGGUGGAAAUCAUUAAGGUAUUGGGGACACCAACCAGAGAGGAAAUUAAGUGCAUGAAUCCGAAUUACACUGAAUUCAAGUUUCCUCAUAUCAAAGCUAACCCAUGGCACAAGAUUUUUCACAAGCGAAUGCCAGCUGAAGCAGUGGAUCUUGUUUCAAGGCUUCUCCAGUAUUCUCCCAAUUUACGUUGCACUGCUUUGGAGGCAUGUGCUCACCCUUUCUUUGAUGAUUUGCGGGAAACUAACGCAUGCUUGCCAAAUGGUCGACCUCUUCCUCCACUAUGGAAUUUCACACCUCAAGAGCUGGCCGGUGCAUCUACUGAGUUGCGCAACCGUCUCAUUCCUGAGCAUGCCAAGGAAAGGGAAUAAACUUGUGAAGUGGCGCUGAUCGAAUCUACUGGCGAUACGAACGGGUUUUUGGAUGCUUAGUUACCUAAACAAGGCAUCAUAACUCUUGCAGGCAGUUAAAUGAGGCACCAUUUUCCGACCUUACGCCCUCAUAGUUCUGAUGAAAUGGGCGCCUUGCGAGUUCCUUGCGUUGCAAGUUGAUUUUCAAGGCAUCUUUAAUGAAGAAAUAUGGCAUGCAUGGAAUGGGAUCUGCUUGGUUAUUACGUUCCAAUAUACUAAUGUAUGUGUUUACGAAUAUACAUUGUGGUUUUUGUUCUGUGCCUCUACUGUUAUAGAUGAGUCGUCGUGCUUAUUUAUAUUUUUCGUUUUCGUAGGCAUGUCUUAGAUGCAGUGGAUAGUAACAAAAUGAGGGUUGUUAAGGGACUAGAAAUGUUCAUUUUUGUAUCUUUUCAAUGAGAGAUAUUUUUUGUUUGGUGUGUC
Rhododendron vialii is the source of this 2147-nucleotide messenger RNA. Its product is annotated as shaggy-related protein kinase alpha-like. Gene Ontology annotation, molecular function: protein serine/threonine kinase activity; ATP binding. The transcript is spliced from 13 exons. Gene Ontology annotation, cellular component: cytoplasm. The record is from RefSeq and is a predicted model, not a curated record. Gene Ontology annotation, biological process: signal transduction; protein phosphorylation. NCBI's taxonomy places the organism in Eukaryota, Viridiplantae, Streptophyta, Magnoliopsida, Ericales, Ericaceae. The coding region runs from base 273 to 1688 and encodes 471 amino acids.